UUGAUUUGCUUUAUUUUCGUCAUUUCAUUCGUUUUGUGAAGUGUAUAAAAUAUACAGUUGAAGACUUACGAAAUUCUUUGUAUCCUUGAACUUAAUAGAUUGGUUUCAAAUCCAAAUGCAAAAAAAACGUGUUAGUUUUUAAUUUACGAUAAAACGUUUUCGAUCGAUGAAAAUCCUUUGUAUAAAUUUCGCGCUUUGUUCUUGUAAAAGUUAUUUUUACGCGUUUGCAGCAAAGUCGAGAAUAUGUAGAUGAUAAUAAAUUAAGCGUAGUAUACAAUUUCCCAACUCGAAAUCAAUCGCAGUAAAUGUAAAAGUGAUAACAAGUUUAAAAUGGCUCACUUUAGUCGUCGCGAUACUACGUACAGCGCCCUGGACAAUGAAACGUCUCCGCCUUUGGCUUAUUUGGCAGAUUCUACAAAUGCUGCACCUAUGAUGCUAACCCUGGACCAUGAACAUGAAGACGCUACUAAUGUUAUCAUCCAUAAAGUACCAAAAAACAAAGGAGGAUGGACUCAUAUAGAAGAUCUAGACUCUUUCUUCACAAGAAUGUACCAUUACUACAUAAGAGGAGGAUUUUACCCAAUGAUUAUGUCAGAUUGUUUUUACUUAUUACAAUUUGUUUUCAUUGUAUGGUUUUCAACAUUUUUGGUGUACUGUGUCAAAUACCCUGUUCUAUUCAGAAAUGACCCAAAUGCAAACAGGAGUGAAAAACUUACUUUAAAUGAUGUUAUAUAUUCAAGUUCAGUAUGUGUUGGAUUUAUUUCUUGGCACUGGUGGUGCCUCAUCAUGUUAUGUUCUAUUAUUUGGAUAAUGAGACUAGUCUUAUCAAUAUAUCAUUUAUAUUAUGCAUAUGAUACAAAAUUAUUUUAUAAUAAUGCACUUAAAAUAAAAGAUAGUGACCUAGUAUGGGUAAGCUGGUCAACAGUUCAGGACAGAGUCCGGGAAGCUCAACCCGAACAUCACAUGUGUGUCCACAAACAGGAAAUUAAUGAGUUGGAUAUCUAUCAUCGAAUUCUGAGGUUUAACAACUACAUGGUAGCCAUGGUUAACAAAAGUUUACUGCCGCUACAGAUACAUGUGCCUUUUGUGGGUGAUUUCCACUACUUGUCUAAAGGCUUAAAGUGGAAUUUGGAAUUUCUUUUAUUUUCUAGUCCGUGGAGUCCCUGGGAGAACUGCUGGCAGCUGCGGGAGUGCUACAAAGACCAUUCGAAACGGAUGUUACUGGCUCGUCAGCUGGAGAGGCAAAUCUUGUUCCUAGCACUUAUUAAUCUACUACUGACACCGCUUAUACAGGCUUGGCAGAUUCUAUAUUUCUUCUUCAACUAUGCAGAGCUAAUAAAGCGGUCGCCGGGCUCGCUGGGUCUGCGCACGUGGUCGCUGUACGCGCGCGUGACGCUGCGGCACUUCAACGAGCUGGAGCACGAGCUGCGCGACCGGCUCAACCGCGCGCACAAGCCCGCCACCAAGUACCUGGCCAGCUUCUCCUCGCCCAUCACCACGGUUAUCGCCAAGAAUGUGAUGUUCUUCUCGGCGAGCGUGCUGGGCGUGCUGGUGAUGUUGUCGGUGUACGACGAGGACGUGCUGACGGUGGAGCACGUGCUGACCAUCAUCACCAUCCUGGGCUGCGUGCUGGCCGGCGCCAGGGCGUUGAUCGGGGAGGAGGAGCGGUUGUCCGGCGGCUGCGCGGGCCCGGCGCGCGGCGAGGAGCUGUUCGUGCAGGUGCUGGGGCACGUGCACUACCUGCCCGCGGCGUGGCGCGGCCGCGCGCACACCAAGGACGUGGCCGCGCACUUCCAGCAGCUGUUCCAGUUCCGCGCGGUGUACAUCCUGUUUGAGGUGCUGAGCCCGCUGCUCAGCCCGCUCGUGCUGUACCGGCUGCGCUCGCGCGCGCUCGACAUCGUCGACUUCUACCGCAACUUCACCGUCAGCGUGCUGGGUAUCGGCGACGUGUGCUCCUUCGCGCAGUUGGACAUCCGGCGCCAUGGACACCCGGAUUGGCAGGCCCCUGGCAAACAUGCUGAAAAAGCGAAAGGCAACACGCAGUACAACCAAGGCGAGGGCGGCAAGACGGAGCUGUCGCUGGUGGCGUUUUCGUGCCGGCACCCCGGCUGGCAGCCCGCCGAGCCCGCGCAGCGCCAGUUCCUGCGCUCGCUGCGCCAGAGCAUGCACCACGCCGUGCCCGCCGCCAACGCGCUGAACAAAACGAUGCUCGGGUCGUAUAUACAGCAAAGCAUAUUUGGCACCAACACUCCCUUGCCUGCUGUGCUCUCCUACUACCAACAGCGGCAGCCAUAUAGAUUACCUGAUAUGGACGAGACCAGCGACGAGGAGGAGGACGGGCCGGGGUCGGCGGUGAGCAGCGCGCGCGUAAGCUCGCGCUCGUUCCGCCUCGCGGGCGCCAGCAGCGGCCUCGGCGCCAGCGCGCUCGGCCUGGUGCCCGCCGACGCGCCCGCCGACGCGCCCGCCGACGAGACGCGCGACAUGUCCGUCAGCACGCUGCACCUUUACGAUCUGCACAUCUCGCACGCAUCGCCGUCGGUGGGCGCGUGUUGCGUGAACAACUGCUCGGACCGGCAGGGCCGCUGGGAGCAGGGCGAGCACACGCCGCUGCUGCACCACCCAUAACGCCGGUCGCCGCCGCUGCCCCGCCCCGCCCCGGUCUGGGUAUAGACACGAUUCCCGUCGACACGAUACUUCGACGAGGGACCGCCGCACCGCUCACUACCUAGCGAAUCAAUUAUAAUCAAACUUGAAAUCAUAUUUCAUUGACGAUGCAAAACGCAUUGACGAUUGUUUCAUUGUUAAUCAUCACCAAUAAUAGUACAUUAUUGUCGAGGCUCGGAAGUAGCUACUUGCUGGCUGAGGAUUCGUUUUAAACGGACGACCUUGGGAGACCGUUUAAUUGAAUCCGAAGCCAGCAAGUAGCCUUCCAGCCGAGUCAUAUAUAGUGCUUUUCUCAAAAAUGGCGCAAUAAACACAAAUAUAAUAGAAAUAUUUUACAGAAGCAACGUUAUUAUGUAUAUAUUUUCACAGAAAAAAGUAAAAAGAUUUGCUUUGCCGCCUUUUUAUUUUUUUAAUUAAAAAUAGAAGUGUAUUUUUCUGCUGAAAAUACGCCAACCUAUUUGAGACACCAAAAUAGUCGCGGUACCAACAUUGUAAUAAUAAGUACUGAUCAUCUGUUUGGCUGUUUAAUGGACCUAUGCCUUCAUUUGAUAUGGCCACUUCAACUAUUAAAAAGUUUGGGACUCGACAAAUAAUGGAAUUUGUAUGCAACAUUGCAGUCCCGAAAUCGAGAGUGCAAUGUUUUUAAUUUUUUGACUGACCAUAAACUACGCACUUCGCGACCUACUUUUUAACCGGCAACGUUGACUUUGCCGUCCAUUUUUGAGAAAAAAUAUAUAAUUGUGCCGCGCCGUUAGUGAGCACCCUUCCGUAAGACUCGGAUGUGAAUGUCUACCGUCGUUAACUAUUCAGGACUUUAGAAACCGUGUAAAUAUAUACAUUUAAUUAGGUAUAUUAUAUAAUUGUAUAAAAAUAUAAACACCUUGCAAUUUAAAUGCAAGAAAAUAAUUUUAGUAACGUUUUACGUUACAUACACUGUUUCUUGAUUAUAGAAUUUAUGAAAAACUGCUCUACGACCGACGUAUCAAAUUUUGGUUUGUAGCAAUAUUUUUUGGUUGUCAUAUAGUAUACGGACAUGAAAUAUUCGACAAUUGUUAUUAUAAUAGGUACCAAAAUAAAAUUAUAAAUGUCAGUUAAAUAUGGUACAAAAUGUAAUUAUUUAUCGAAUGACCUUUAGACAGUUGUAACACACGUACCAGAGGAACCAAAUCAAUAACAAUGGAAGAUGGUAUAAUUGUAAUAUGUACAAUUAUUUUAUUUUGGUAAAUAUAAUGUGUUCCGAAACACAUCCAAGUGUUUUGUCAAACAAUUCAUCGAUAUUGAUAAAAUACAAAAACUUAGAGUAAUAUAACUUACCUACUUGUUUAACCAUUUAAUUUAAUGUUUCAGUACACAACUGUGAUUAUUGCUUUUUCAGUCCAUUCUUAAGGGUGACAGAGGUUGCGAUAGUUGUAUAUUGGCUUCUUUUUAUGGGAAUAGCUCCAUGGAACUACAUUUGAGGCUUUAUUAUUGUAAUAAUAUUAUAUUAGGAAUCGGGGCUGUCAUGUAAACAGUCCCGCUUGUAAUCAUACCUUUAGUUUAGGGGGUUUACAAGUAACUUAGCUGUAGUUCAUAAUACUUUUAAUGAUGAUUUCAAAUACAGAUAACUAAUACAUGUUUGACAUUAAGUAAUCGUUUGUGGAGUCUGCGACAUACCUACCACAAAAUUAACUAAGUUAACUAACGUUUUUUAAAUUGAAAUGUGAUAAUAAUAUCAUUUUAUACACUGACAUAGCCGCUUCGUACGGGUAAAUACAAUAAAUUCAAAUUUUAUUUACAAUAUAAUAUAUACUUUACAUUAAUCGAAAGGCAAGGAAAACUUUCAAUCACGAUACUAGUUAUAGUUAUAUUAUAUUAUUUAUGAUUAUUAAUUACAAGUGAGUUAUGUAGGCAGGGCCAGAGUCCACGUAACGCUAAGUAUUCAUUGUGAUGGUCCCAUACAUUGUCUCUGCCAAGUAAAGUCGGAGCAAACUUAGACGGAGCGUGGACGGACUCUCAACGCAAUACUGUCCUAUUUAGAAACCAUUAAUAAAUUCACUUGGCUGUUUUGAUUUACAACAUACACUUUAGUGGGAGACAUUUAACGACGAUAUAAAAAAGUAUACAAUUUUUUAUAAAAUAAAAAUCUUGACUGAGUUUUUAAAGUUACUGGAAUGUUUUACCAAUCUUGAACUUACUUAUAUAUUUGAUAAUAGAAACAAAGGUGAAUUAUUAUAAAUGAACCACUAUGAAUGUGAGUCGUCAUUCAGGGUUUUUCAACAAAGAAGAACAAGACAGGCAAAUGUAGAUAGAAACUUACUAUUGCCUGUGAAGUCUGUGCCAUCGACACAAGGUCGCCGCCGGAGGAAAUUACAAUGGAAAUUUUCAUUCGAUAUUACCCCACUGAUUUACACUUAGCUGUAACAAUAAUAUUGCUUUCGACAUAACAAUAUAAUUUACAUUAGCCAUUAGUAUGGUCGGUUGAAUAGUGUUGGCAUCAGAUACGUCAUAGCUAGCAUUGUCUACAAUAUUUGCAAGAUUUGAUUGGUUUCGGGCCAGUUGCACCAACCGCACGAUUGGCGGACUGAUCAACUUCAAUCAGCGGUGAUCAGUAUGAGACUUCCCAUACCUAUAACUCUGCCCUCCGAAUAAAGAGUGCAGUAACUCGUGUUUUUGUCAAAAUAGAGUUACAUACAUAUUCGGAAUCAGCAAGACGAGCUCUACAACUUCGUCUUUGACGUGCAAUAUAAAAUAUGGCAGGAACUUUACUUUCCAUUAACGAUAACUGCAGUAACUUAGAAUUUUAUAUGUAUAUAGUUUACCAAGCAUAAGUGCAAUAAGUUUAGAUACUGCGCAAGUUUUUGGAAUAUAUUUGUUAAACUGUUAGUUUUUUUUUGUUAAAAGUGCAGUAGCUAUAGUUACUGCGCUUAACAGUGGAAGAAUCUAUUUUUGACUUUAUUGAGCACGCUAUUUAUAAGGGCAGUAACUAUACUUACUGCACUUUUAAUUGUGAAAAAUGAUUUUCCCAACAUCGGAGUGACUUAAAUUAAAUAAUUAGUUACUACGUUUAUACUUAAGCAAACCUAAUACUUUAUUAACUUAUUCUGAAGCGAUAACUGCAUUAAGUACUUUUUGUAAUAAAAGUGCAGCAAAAGUGUUACUUACUGCAGUUAUGGUUAGAAAUAGUUUUGUCAAAUCCUACGGUAUAAUUAAUAAUUAAUGCGUUUUCGUAAUUUUUGUCCCAUUUGAAUGCGUUUUUAUAUUUUCAGUAAUAUAUACGAAGUCUGUAAACAGUAACAAAUAUUUUGAUAUAUGAUUGAUGCCUGUCACUAAAAUAGUCUAUGAGAUACAGGUAAAAAAAGAAAUUAAUUUUCAAACCGCUUUUUCUCGAAAACUGGUUUGAACGAGUUACUGCACUUAUCAUUAGGAGGGCAGAACUCAUUUCACCGAACGUUUUAACAGUGACAAAUGGUUUGGUGCAACCAAUAGGGUAGUUGACACAUGUUGAAUUUUGUAACUAAAUCUAGUUAAAUAGAUAGAAAAUGAGCAAUUUAUCACAAUAAAUUGGAAACUUAAAAAAUAUAUGGGAAUAAUUUAUUUAUUUAUUCGUAUGGCGUAUACAGAGUCGCUAAUUAUUAAUUACAAUACGACAUCUGAAUUCUUCACCCGGCCUCUCCGCCAAAUUUCCGUAUCGGGCAUUUAUUAUGUAUAAUGUGGUGUCUGUUCCGGGAAUAAUAAAAAAAAUACCUCAAAAUUUCGAAAAAAAAAAAAUUUUUUUUGUAACAAAUAAGAAAAAAAAAAUAACGGUACCAUUCGAUUCCUUACAUUUUAUUUAAAAAAUAUUGUAUAGCAACAAUAUACAUAAACGCAACAUUUCACCGACAAAAUCGCAUUUUCCUUGUUUUCCAUACAUUGGAACGGCUUCUAAACAAAGCGGCUUCUAAGCAAAGUGACACAGUGACGUCACGAUGUGUUGCCAUUUGUGUUAGAGCAUUUGCUCAGUAAAGUGCCAGACUGACCAUCAUUUGUGACUUUGUCCUCAAAAGAAACCUGAUUGACUGAUACCAUUAAAAAAAUUUGUCAACUACCCUAUUCUUAAUAACAUAUUCAGUAUGUUCACAUAAUAGGGGAAAUAAGAACAUUUUUUGCAACCUGGAGCAGACCUUCACUCUUACUUAGUUUUUCAGGAUGGAUGCUGAUAGUUUAUACCUAGUAGGUACUUAAACAUACCAAGUUCUUUUGUCGAUCUAUUUCACACUUCAAAUUGUUAACGAAGUAUGCCAAUAACCAAAUGGUUGCUGCAAUGCAAUUAUAUUUAAAGGAAUUGAUAUCCAUCUACAUUUUUCACUCAUUAUCACUUUAUUAGAAUACUCAAUUCAUUAAUUUUAAUAAUAUAUCAAUCAUAGAUUUAGUACAUACGAUUAAAUAGACGUUUAGCGUAGCCAAUGCCUCAUGCCAUCUAUUACUAUUGAGACGGCAACAAACUUAUCUGGAUACUAGUUUACUAAACUCGCCCUUAACCAAAAUGAUGACUGAGGCCAUAAAACUCGAGGCAGGGUUAAUUAAGCUCGGCGGUCGUAGCGAUGGCAAUGUGUCGAUUACGAAGUGUUUUAAACGUCGAUGUCAUUCUAUUUUAUUUUAGUUUCACUGUAAUUGUCCAAUUAUUUAAUGAUUUUUGCCUGUGUAAAUAUUAUAAGUUAGUAAAUAGUAGCGUAGUUAACCUUUUUAUACCUCAGUUUUACACUUCUAUACCUUAAAUAAAGAAAUUGUAUAAAUUAUUUAUUUGAAAUAUUAUGCACAUGUAUUUAAUUAAGUAUAAUGUUACACCGUAUUUCCACUUUUAUUAUAAUAAUAUUGAAUUCAUGCACAAGAAAUGUACCUAUUCACUCACUCAACUUAUCGCCAAUAUCGACAUCUCCGCUCGCUCCGUGCAAUACAAUGGGAAACUGAUAACGCGAGCUCAAGGGUUUUAUUGCCCUAGUCGUCAUUUUGGUUGAGGGCGAGUAUAGUAAAGUCAUAGUGUUACGCGCUCAGACACAAUGGCCGACAGCUCGCAUAAAAGAAACAAUGGCUUUUGUUUAACAGAUUAGAGUUUUAGACGUAAAAAUCAUCUGAGAUAAUUCAUACUAUAACUAAAUCAUAGUUUGUGUUUGUGUAACCGGGCAACGGCAUUUGCGGGGAACUUCAUAACAUUAUAUGUUUACAUUUAGCAUUUGUAGCAUAUACGUAGCAGUGCAAUAAUUAAUCUAUGCAAUCAAUUUUAUGCAAUGAUAGUGUUCGUGUAGUAUGAAUGUUUCCAUUUUCCUAAACGGCGGAAUGUCAUGGCCACCCUCAAGAGCGAUCGUUAUCUCUGACAUUCUCAUUGUUGAGUGAUUCAUCCCAUGCCGCUCUUUCGGCGAACUUUUCAAAUCGAUUUACUGUGGCACCGUGUUAUGAGUGAGAGCAUCGCUUUGUAUUUAAAACACAUUAACCUUAGUUUUCUUCAUUAGACCAGUACUCCAUUUGAAAGGGCACCUUGUAAUUUAUACGAAUAAAUAAUGACUAUCAUGACUUUAUUUCGAUCCUCUAA
Messenger RNA from Cydia strobilella, 8209 nucleotides. RefSeq names its product autophagy-related protein 9A (gene Atg9). The transcript is spliced from 15 exons. Lineage: Eukaryota; Metazoa; Arthropoda; Insecta; Lepidoptera; Tortricidae. Gene Ontology annotation, biological process: nucleophagy; protein localization to phagophore assembly site; autophagy of mitochondrion. The record is from RefSeq and is a predicted model, not a curated record. Gene Ontology annotation, cellular component: phagophore assembly site; autophagosome. The coding region runs from base 331 to 2625 and encodes 764 amino acids.